AUGGUACGGGAGCUUACCGAACCUGGGGCAAUCGAUAUCCGAGAUAGUGAAUCCACAGUGUCAGCUCGCGACUACCUCAUCCGUACGAGGCAGGCUCCUGACAUCGAGGUCGAGGAGGUGGAGGAGGGAUGGACUACUCCAGCCCGCGAGUCAGGUGGGGAAGAAGAGGAAGCGGAAGGGAGCGGGACGGACUCGGUUGACGACUCCCAACUGAACGAGCCUUUCUCAUGCGAAGACCUAGUCUCGCGAGUCGUCAAGUCUGACUUCACCACUUUCGUGAGGUUAAAUCUGUUGCGGCUUGCGUUUCAAAGUCCCAAACCCUCUCAGAGAGCGCAUCUUCCGUUCACCAACCCUGCGAUCAUCCCUACGGAGGACGUGGUCAUUUCAAUACCCAUUCUUCGAUGUGGUGUAACAGUCCCAUUUCAUCCUUUCGUCGCAGCCAUUCUUAGACGCUACGACGUAUCGCCUUUUCAGCUAACACCCAACAGUUUGUUACUCGUUUUUCGAGAUCUUUUGCUAACUCGUUCUUUUGUUGUCAUCGCAGAUAGACCAGCUCGACCAACGCUUAACGCUCAUAAAAAGGGGGUAGCUGAAAUUCUUGGGAGUCUUCCGGUACAAGAUCGCGACUGGCGAUUGCUGUGUACGACUGCCAAAUUGCGAGAACACAAACUGAUCCCUGAGAACGCGAGUCUUCAACGGGAGCCAGUAUAUAAAGAACCAUCUGAGAGACAGCAGGAGCGGAUAGAUAAACGGCUUUCCAAGCAAACUCCUCGAGAAACUUCAGACAUGACUUUCCUGAAGUCUGCCCCUGUCCUGAAGAUCAAGCAAAAGGGUGGGACACCGGCAUCUUCACCAGUCGUCGCACAGAAGAGGAAGAGCGAUGUGAUGACUUCGCUCGCUGCAGAUUCCUCCAAGAAGUUGGCCAAGACCGCUCAGGAUAAGGGGAAGAAGGUUGUCAUUGAUUCUCCGGUUCGCCCUCGCGACUUUCUGGCUAUGCAGGAAAAAUUACUGGCCGAGAUUCCUUAUGAGGAACUUGUUUCUCGAUCAACUGAACUGGCCGCACAAUCUGUGGCUUUGUUUAUGAAAGCCGUGGCCACGCCUUCGAAGGAAACUGACUCGCUGAAGAGGCAGAACGCCCAUUUUCAGGAAAACAUAAAGAGGCUGAAGCAGGAGGUGGCCAAGAUGGAGGAACUUCACAAGGAGCUCGAGGAAGUCAACAGGGCCAAAGAACAGUUGGAGCUCGAGCUCAAGAAGUCGCAGGACACGAUCGCUGAGAUGGCUCGCGACUUAGAGGCUGAGAGAGAGAGUGGGAAAAAACAGUAUGAUCAGGCUGUGUCUGAUUAUAUUUAUACUACUCUCUCUAAGGUCCCUGACUUCGACUUCUCGCUGCUUGGAGAUGAAGCUGCUGAAAUGGCUGAAGCCUUUCGCUCGAUGUCUCCUACCCGGACUCAAGGCAACCUUCCAGAUGAAAUCGAGGGAGCGCAGGCUGAGGAGGUCGAGAAUGAAGUUGUGAGCAAGAUCGUGGAUGAGGCUGCUCCUGAUGAGACUACUCCCGCUGUUUGAUUAUUUUUUAUCUUAGUUUUACUUUUGUUU
Cannabis sativa is the source of this 1593-nucleotide messenger RNA. RefSeq lists its product as uncharacterized. Lineage: Eukaryota; Viridiplantae; Streptophyta; Magnoliopsida; Rosales; Cannabaceae. Bases 1 to 1563 code for a protein of 520 amino acids. The transcript has 3 exons. The record is from RefSeq and is a predicted model, not a curated record.